AUGGUUAACACAACACCUACAAAUGUUGUAAUGUCUCUCUGUGAUGACAUAUUAAAUUUGGGUUAUACAAUUGCCACCGACAAUUGGUAUACCAAUUUGGACUUGGUAAAUCAACUACUGAACCACGACACCCUCCUAAUUGUAACAAUUAAAAAGAAUAGAAGGGGUUUGCCAAUGGCAGUAGUCGAAGCCAAACUGGAAAAAGGCGAAUCCAUAGCUAUGGAGAAUCAACGGGGUAUAAAUGUUCUCAAAUGGCCAUCGAAUGGUUCUAAAGAAGGUAGAGCUAUUAAAAAACCAAAAAUUAUACUUGCCUACAAUGAAGCAAAAAGUUCAGUCGAUAUGAGUGAUCAAAUGACUUCAUAUUCGUCACCACUCAGAAAAACUGUGAAGUGGUAA
Parnassius apollo (apollo) is the source of this 396-nucleotide messenger RNA. NCBI's taxonomy places the organism in Eukaryota, Metazoa, Arthropoda, Insecta, Lepidoptera, Papilionidae. The record is from the annotation of a GenBank genome assembly.